UUGUGUUCAAAUUAUCGGGUCGCUGAACGACUACACUAUAUAUACGGCUCGAGACUCAGAACGUUGAGAGGAAUACGUCCAGUAACGAUUCACGCGAGUAUUUCGUUGAAUACACGAAAGUAUUAAAAGUGAUUUUUUUAAAAAAACUUGUCAAACUUCACUCAGUGAGCAUUGUAUAGGUAUUGAAUUGUCAAAAUUUCGAUUUUGGCGUAUCAGAAUUAUGACGACGAACGAUCUGCAACUCGGUGAGGACUCUGCCCAACGUCCACAAUGCCAAACAAUAGAAGAAGAAGAAGAAGAAGAAAAAGAAAAAAAAGCUAAUAAAAAAGCAAUUAGAAAAGCUAAAAGAAAAGCAGCAGCAAAAGCUAGAAAAGAGGAAAAAAAAUUAAAAAUAAAAGAAGAACAAGAAAGACAACUAGCGGAAAAACGCCGAAUAGAGCGGCUCAAUCUACCUCACUUGCAACAAUUGAAGAAAUUGCGAUUAUUCGACUGGAGGAACGAAGAGCGGAGAUACAGAAUGUUCCACGACCUCCUGGUGUACUUGUGUCAGUUCUGGGUCGGUCCGGCUCCGAAUCUUCGAGAGAUCUUCAGCACCGAGGAGAUGGACUGGCUUCUCUUACAGGCCGUCGAGCCCGAAUCGCACAUGUAUCCCGUGGGCUGGAGAAAAAUCGUGAAACGCGCCGGACCGGUGUUGGUCGAGUUCGCGUUCAACAGCGGCUACAGGGACGAUCGCGAGCCGAGCGAGCCGUUUGAAACUCGCGUCACGGCGAUCCACCACGAGGCGCGACUGAUGAAUCCUCGCGUGAGAAACCGCAACAUCAUGCCGAUGCUCUUCCGGAUCUACGACAGGUUCGACGUGAAUUACCGGGACGAGGCGGGAUUCACGCACAUGCACGCGGCCUGCCAGGCGGCCCUCGACAACGUGGUGCGGAAAUUCCUGGACGCGGGCCACGACCCGAAUCUCCCGGUGCCGGACACGGGCAACACGCCGCUGCAUCUCGCGGUGCACUGGGGCUGCACGACCCUGGUGAAGACGCUGCUCCAGAGGGGGGCCAAUCCGAAUCUGGCCAAUCGCCAGGGACUGACGCCUCUGCACCUGAUCUGCGAGAACGAGUCGAAGAACGGCUACAGGAUGGCGAGGUAUCUGUUCGAGUUCGCGCGCGACGAGUACAGGCCGCUGCUGGUCAACUGUCGCGACGAGCUGAUGGGCAGGACGCCGCUGCACGUGGCUCUGCGCCACGGCAAGCUCAGGCUGGUGGCGCUGCUGCUGAACGAGGGCGCCCGCGCCUAUCUGCUCAACCAGGAGGCCACGACGCCUCUGCACGUCAUCUGCGACCGGCCCAACGACUUCGUGGAGCUGGCCGAAUUGUUCUUCAAGAUUUACGAUCGCAGACGGAGGAAGCAGGUGCGGGACGCGAACGAGCAAGACGACGAUGGUAUAUUUUCGCAGAACGACGACGACGACGACGAUGCGUCGGUGCAGCACGACGAGAGCGACGAGUCGGUACCGGUCGACGACGCCGAAAACUUGCCGAAGGUACAGGACGACGAGAACGAGCUGGAGAAGUUGUUACUGGCCGACGACGAAACCCUGCAGAAGGUGCAGCUCGACGCCAUGUGGGUGCACGUCGACGACCUGAUACCGGUGCAGCACGACGACGAGAACGAAAAGUCGACGCAGUUCGGUAAGAUCGAGAAGUCGAUACAGGUAGGCCAUGUCGAGGUGCAGGUCGACAUGAUCCAGAGGCCGUUGAUGUACGUCGAACUCGAGGAGUCGCUGGAGGUCGACGAGAGCGAGAAAAAGUCGAAAAGAAGAAGGACGCGAGCCAGCAGGUCAAAACCAACAUUGAAAAAUAAGACGACGCAGAAGGGCGAGAAGUCGCCACUGGUCGAAACGAUCGACGCGUCGACGCAGGUCGACGAGAUCGCGAAACCGGCGCAGAUCGUCCGGAUCGACGCGUCGACGCAGGUCGACGACAUCGAGCUGUCGGUGGUGGCGCAGAUCAACGCCGAGGACGAGCAGGGCAGGACGCCGCUGCGUCUGGCCCUGCGUCGGGGCAACGCGAAGCUGGUGGAGUUUCUGCUGCGGCGCGGCGCCGAUCUCGUACGAGCCAGCGAGAGACCGCUGCAUCUGGCUCUGCGCCGGGGCAGCCCGGAGCUGACGGAGUUUCUGCUGAGACGAGGCGACGUCGAUCCGAAUCUGGCCGACGACGAGGGCAGAACGCCUCUGCACGUCAUCUGCGAGAGACUCGACGAUUGGGACGAUCUGAUGAAGCUGUUCUUCCGGGUCAACGACGAGCUGGGCCGGCUGAUCAAGCUCGACGAGAAGGACGAGUGGGGUCUGACACCGCUGCAGGUGGCCGUGGCGAAUCUUCGGCCGGAUCUGGUCGAGCUGCUCUUGGAUCGUGGCGCCGAUAUCGAUCGCUUCGCCUUCCCCACGGAGGAUCACUUCGGCGUCGAGUACGAUCUCUCGAGCAACGAGCGUUCGGGUUACUUCGGAAUAAGACUGGCGGCCGGUGCUAUCGGUGUUGUCGAGUGCUUGGAGAAACGAAUGAAAUUGCCGAAGCGAGGCAUCGCCACGAUCAUGCAAUUUUUCGCCGAUAACGAUCUGCUCCAGAGCUGGGCGGAUCUGGACGGCGAGGCGACGUGGCGCCAGGAUGCAUGUUUCCUGGAUGCAGUCAAGAGCAUCCCGAUGACUCCGAGCCUGUCGCUCUACGAGCUGCUUGACAAACGACCCGAAGAAUUAACGGCGGAAGGAGUAACGUACAGGGAACACAUCGAGUUGGAAAAGAGAAUGAGACAAGAGAGGGAGAGGUCCUUGCGGCCGAUCAGGAAGAAGAAAAAGGAAGCGGCGGUCUUGUCGCCGCUGCUGGCGCUGCCCGAGAGGUACAGCCAGACCUGCGUCAGGCUACUGGCCGAACAAGUGUCGCGUGGAUUCUUUCUUCGACACGCGCGCGACACGAGGUACGCCCGCGAGAACGAACAAUUGGUCGAGCAGCUGAUGAACCGAUAUCUGCAUCACGUCUGGCUGACGGCCGAUCAAGAUCCACGCCUGCGUUAUCGGUACAGAGUGAAGCAGCGGCCGGAAGAAGACACAUGCGAGCCGUGCGCAACGAUGGAAAAACUCGAGGACGUGGAAUGUAGCAAGAAAAAGGCAAACUUGAACUACGCCGAUUCGAUCGUAGUCUUGAGAGAUCACAAAGACUCGGGCCUCUUUGAUUCGCUCGCGGUUACAAGAGGACGCAAAGAUUCGAGCCUCGCCGAUUCCAUCGCAGUCGUGAAGGAGCACAAAGAUUCGGGCCGCUUCGAGUUACUCGCAGUUACGAGAGGACGCGAUUCCAAACUAGUCGAUUCGAUUGUAAUUAUGGAAGAAGGCGAGGAUUUCCUCGUGGACAUCAAAGAACUCAAGGGUCCAAGCCGCGCUGAAUCGAUCGUAGGUGCAGUAAAACGCAAAGAUUCAGGACUGCCCGAAUCAAUAGCAGGUUUCAAAGAACGCAAGAACUCGGGACUCGCUGAGUCACUCGUAGGUGGUGCAAAAGAACGCAAAGAUUCGGGCCUCGCUGAUUCGCUUGUAGAUGGAGAAACACAAUUAUGGUAAUGAAACUCGAGCAGAUUUGAGAAAUCUCUUCUUUUUUCAACGUUUACUGUAUAAAAAACGAAACAAAUGUGUGACGAAAUAAAUAGUGAGAAACUUGUUGACACCAUUUAUUUAAAUAAAAAAUAUGAAUAAGUAAACGAAUAAAAAUUAGUAUUGAUUUUUUCUUCCGAUUAAAACAUGAUCAUCUAAGUAAAAGACUUGAAUUGUUUCCCUCAAUUGUUGCCUGUUAGAACUAAAAAUGACUUGGGAUAGAAAAAGCCUAUUCCCUACACUGUCGACUCUCUUACCCCCGCUCGUACAAUGGCCGAUAUUGAAAGGGUUCAUUUGUAUAAUAUCUCCAAAAAUUGUCACAAUCAGAAAUUUACAAUAGUCGAUGAAAUCAUUUUUAAAUCCUGCCAUACCUUUUCAUUCUGGCAGUUAAACACCGUCGCCUACGACAUCGCGAAGUUUUUUUAGUUCGCAGCUGUUAUACUAACCGAUGGAACGUAGGGUAGCAGCAGCGGCGCACAGAUAAGACGACUGCGAUACGCUAUACGGCUGCGGCACGCGGCGGUGGACGUGCCAGGCGUAUAAACACAUUCAAAAAUCAAUAACAUGUCGCGGAGAAUCGGAGCGUCGUCGACGCACACGACUCCCGGGAGUGUUGUUUAUAUUUUUACAUAUUUUUAUUGCAGUUGAGAUGUGCCGUGUAAUCAAUUAUCGACGAAUGUCACUGUCGACGCCUUGAAUUGUUUUU
Messenger RNA from Trichogramma pretiosum, 4334 nucleotides. RefSeq lists its product as uncharacterized. Lineage: Eukaryota; Metazoa; Arthropoda; Insecta; Hymenoptera; Trichogrammatidae. The coding region runs from base 221 to 3598 and encodes 1125 amino acids. The transcript has 3 exons. Gene Ontology annotation, molecular function: protein binding. The record is from RefSeq and is a predicted model, not a curated record.